Molecule: messenger RNA, 1311 nt
Organism: Topomyia yanbarensis
Lineage: Eukaryota; Metazoa; Arthropoda; Insecta; Diptera; Culicidae
Gene: eIF1A
Product: eukaryotic translation initiation factor 1A, X-chromosomal
Exons: 2
Coding region: 146-592 (148 amino acids)
Biological process (GO): translational initiation
Cellular component (GO): cytoplasm
Molecular function (GO): RNA binding; translation initiation factor activity
Source: RefSeq, a predicted model, not a curated record
AGUUCUAGCGAAGACCUGCUUUCAGCUCUCUUUUCGCGUGUGCAAGAUUGUUCGCCAUUUGUGUGUUUGCCAGUGACUACAUUUUUUCCUCGGAAAAUUCCUUCGCUAAAUCCCCGAAAAGUUCAUCAAAACCGUCGCGACAGCAAUGCCGAAGAAUAAAGGAAAGGGAGGAAAGAACCGUCGUCGUGGUAAAAACGAAAAUGAAUCGGAAAAGCGCGAGUUAAUCUUCAAGGAGGACGAACAGGAAUACGCACAGGUCACCAAAAUGCUGGGCAAUGGUAGAUUAGAGGCGAUGUGCUUCGAUGGCGUGAAACGACUUUGUCACAUCAGAGGCAAACUGAGGAAAAAGGUUUGGAUCAACCAGGGCGAUAUUAUCUUGAUCGGACUGCGCGAUUAUCAGGACUCAAAGGCGGACGUCAUCCUCAAGUACACUCCGGACGAGGCACGAAAUCUUAAGACCUACGGUGAGUUCCCGGAAUCGGUUCGCAUCAACGACACAGUCACAUUCGUCGACAAUGAUCUGGACGAUGAUAUCGAGUUUGGUGACGAGUACAGCUCCGAGGAGGAAGUCGAUGCCGUGGAUGCCAUAUGAUCGGCUAGCAAAAUCCACAGUAGCGGCAUCAACAACGGAUCAGCGAACGUUUGUAGCAGCAAGGGCAGUUAAAUUUUCUGCGAUAGUUUGUCAUUUGUUUAGAAUAUAUAUAUAUAUAUGACAACUAAAUUAUUAUAGCUAACAACAUCAACAGCUAGAUUUGGUGCCAGUGAAUUUAUUACCCAAUCACUGGAAAUCAUAAAACGAAACAGCAAAAUAUACAUGUAUUGUUUUAUCCGAUAAAUUAUUUCUGAACCCGAACGGAUUGUCUUUUCAACAUUCAAGAACGGAUUAUCUAGUGGCUGGGAAAAUUAACUAGCAUGAGAAAUAAUGAAAGCGUUUAAAUAGGAAGAAUAUUUCCUGCUUUAAGUUUUUUUUCUGAUAGGUCAUAUUUAGAAUCACACUUCCUAGUAAACACCAGAUUACUUGCACUCCAUUGUUUUAGACAGAAUUUUUUUUUUCUUUCCCAAGAUAAACCACUAAAAGUUUGUGAAAAUCCAAAAAAAUAGGAUGUAUCCUGUUAGUCUGUGCAGUGUCCCGCGAAACUCACUAUUAUCGCACGUGCUGAAUGGAUACAUUUAAAUGAAUUACAGAACAUCAACUGCAAACGUAAUUAGGACGUAGUUGUACUAUCGUUUCCGCAGGAAUAGUUAGCAAUAUAAUGGCACAUUAACCGCGAUCAUGGUAUUGUUUAUGAAUAAACAGGAGGGAGGGAGAAA